This is a messenger RNA of Tarenaya hassleriana, 734 nucleotides long. Its product is annotated as non-specific lipid-transfer protein A-like. The record is from RefSeq and is a predicted model, not a curated record. Lineage: Eukaryota; Viridiplantae; Streptophyta; Magnoliopsida; Brassicales; Cleomaceae. Gene Ontology annotation, cellular component: membrane. Gene Ontology annotation, biological process: lipid transport. The transcript has 2 exons. The coding region runs from base 186 to 527 and encodes 113 amino acids. Gene Ontology annotation, molecular function: lipid binding.
CAAGACAUAUUGGCCAUCUGCGAGAUAAGUUGUAACAAACCUUUUUGUAUUUUUCAAGGACAGGAGAAGGUGCCAAAACUAGAAACCACGAUAAAUACACGCAUAAUGACCGAAGGGUCUCAGCAUCCGCUUUCCACAUAAAGCAAAACGAUAAAAACAACAUAAUCGGAUAUCACAAAAAUAAAAUGAAGGGGGCAGUGCUGGUGGUUGUGUUUGCUGUCAUGGUUCAAAGUUUCCUAGUACAGGCAGCAGUCAAUUGUGGGGAGGUGGACCGGUCACUGGUACCCUGCAUCAUUUACCUCCAAAACGGAGGUUCUCCAUCUGCUUCAUGUUGUGGUGGAGUGAAGCACAUAGAGGCAAUCACUCCAACCACCACCGACAGGCAAGACGCAUGCGAAUGCCUUAAACAAGCUGCUCAAAACUACCCGAACCUUAAGGAAGAGGCAGCAUCAACUCUCCCUGCAAAGUGUGGCGUCAGCUUCAACAUUCCCAUCUCUAAGGCCACCAACUGCAAGGUCAUCCAGUAAGGUUGACGCCUGGAAAACAGCGAGAUGGAGAAUAAAGCUACAGACCUCUCUUGAUAGAUUCAGUAUCUUUUCUGUGGAAUAAUAUCCAUAUGUAAUGUUAUGGAUGUUUAAUAAGUUGACGAAUAUAAUGUUAUAGGCGCUGGUGAAAAUGAUGAAACCAUGAAAUAAGCCACACUUUAAAUCAAAUAAUCUCUCUCUUGCAUGUAA